Messenger RNA from Macaca mulatta (Rhesus monkey), 628 nucleotides. The record is from RefSeq and is a predicted model, not a curated record. NCBI's taxonomy places the organism in Eukaryota, Metazoa, Chordata, Mammalia, Primates, Cercopithecidae.
AUAAUGGAAGAAGGCAUGGGUCAGACUAUUUCGUGUCCUGCUCAUGGUUGUGAUAUCUUAGUGGAUGACAACGCAGUUAUGCGCCUGAUCACAGAUUCAAAAGUUAAAGUAUCAGCAUUUAAUAACAAAUAGCUCUGUAGAGUGCAGUCGACUGUUAAAGUGGUGUCUUGCCCCAGAUUGCCACCAUGUUGUUAAAGUCCAGUGUACUGAUGCUAAACCUGUUCGCUGCAAAUGUGGGCGCCAAUUUUGUGGUUAAAGAAAUGGAUUAAAAAGUGUGAUAAUGACAGUGAAACUUCCAAUUGGAUUGCAGCCAACACAAAGGAAUGUCCCAAAUGCCAUGUCACAAUUGAGAAGGAUGGUGGUUGUAAUCACAUGGUCUGUCGUAACCAGAAGUGUAAAGCAGAGUUUUGCUGGGUGUGUCUUGGCCCAUGGGAACCACAUGGAUCUGCCUGGUACAACUGUAACCGCUAUAAUGAGGAUGAUGCAAAGGCAGCAAGAGAUGCACAGGAGAUUCUGGCGUCUGAUUGGAGAAUUUGUGUUGAUCAGGCUCACCGGCUCAUGCCUGCAGUCCUAGCACUUUGGGAUGCUGAGGCGAGAGGACUGAGCACGCGAGUUUGAGAUCAGACUG